Molecule: messenger RNA, 1664 nt
Organism: Acaromyces ingoldii
Lineage: Eukaryota; Fungi; Basidiomycota; Exobasidiomycetes; Exobasidiales; Cryptobasidiaceae
Exons: 2
Coding region: 139-1533 (464 amino acids)
Source: RefSeq, a predicted model, not a curated record
UCUCAUCACCGUCCUCGUUGGCAACACCUCUCAAGACGUGCGCAACGGUGGGUUCCUCUCUCGUUUCUCCUUUACGCAGAGAGAAGCAGCAGGCCGUUGGCCGCUGGCUUCGUGACGCGGCGAACGCGAAGCAACGGCAUGCCGGCGUAUGGGCCUCGUGACUCGAGAAGGUCCUCACCAGUCCGCGUGGGUGCCAAUGGCGGCGGCGGUGGCAGCAGUAGCAACAGCAGCAGCAAAGACCGCAAAAGCAGAGAUGGAGCCGAGUGGCGGGAAGCAAGGAGAGGUACUCCUUUGGACGCUCCAAGCUCGUUGAGGCCCUCAUUCCAGGAGUGGGAGAUGAGGCAGGUGCCAAGUCACUUGCACCGCUCGAGCGCUGGCAGUGCGCAUUGGGACCAACAACCUCGCCGCGCGUCGAUGCCCGAGGUGGAAACGCUGCGUAGUGCACCCUCUGUCCAUGAUGGCCUUAGGCCUCAGGCGGGCCCCGCACCGCCAAGAGGGGCAAAGCCACCGGCUUUCUACCUUCCGCCGCCCGGCUAUCCCUACGAUGGCGUUCCUCAACCUUCAUGGAAUGGGCCAUCGGACCCGACGCCAAUAUACGGAGGACAGGGAAGCUGGCAUCGGCUCGACAAUGGUGCAAUGGCAUGGCUUCCCACUGGCGAUUCACGUCCACCGACCAGAUGGGUAGAAGACAAUAUCCUUCCAGCGCUUUCUCACAGCGACUGGACCGUUCCACAGGCCAAGCAGGUGUUGGCCAGCUGGGCUACUCUUGCCACGCUGCUUGCGGGCACACAAGCGACGCUGCUGAGCUACUAUCAUCAAUUGGAUGGCGGCACCUUUGCCGUCUAUGGCCUCGCCAGUGCUGGACUCUGCCUCGAGGUGUAUGGUGCUCUCCUUGCCUCUAUCACCAUCGUUUGCAGCAUCAGCUUUCAAGCACCUGACGCUCCCAAGGCCGAGCACCAUCGCGGCGUCUUUGGUCUUCAUGCGUCCGGGUUUACCAGUAGUCGACGGACCCUGAGCUCACCAGGAGGAGCGCCGCAGCCAAGUAUGCCUCGAAAUGUCGACAGAAAACCACUGACUGCACGCACAGCGGCCGUCCUCGACCGUCUGGCGCUCACCUGUGGCUACCUCAUCGUCGCCGGGGCCAUUUGCGAGCUUGCCAGUUUGGCCGCGUAUAGCACACUCUACCAAGAGAACAGCGUCACAAUCGCAAUGGGUGUCACUCUCGGCCUCUGCGGCCUGGCUACCUUUCUGGCUGCCACGCUUGGCUUUCUGCACGGCACCGAGUCGCAGAGAUUCAUCAAUGCAGCCAGAGCGCAUACUAGUGUUGCUCCAUCGGGCUCACUUCCCUCGGCCGCGUUGUCGUCAGCUAGGACGGCGGUGGGCAAUGCCCAUACUCCCAUGCGAUUCCAGCAGCGCGGCCAGCCCCAGUCUGCUGGUUUUCACGAGCCUGUGCAGAGGAAGCACCACCUCUUUUCGCGCGUAAAGGCCCACAGCGACGAGAGCGACUCGGAGCCUGAUCGUCCCUUUGUCUAGAGUUUCGGUUCAAUCGCAUCGUCACAACAGCAGCACCACCACAAGCACCACCAUCGAUACCAAUGUGUUCAAGUCCUUUGUCUCUAUCAUUGUCAAUGUUAGCCCUAUCAUCAUCGUAUGCCAUCCUCCAU